Ruditapes philippinarum (Manila clam) is the source of this 2588-nucleotide messenger RNA. RefSeq names its product myosin-9-like. Lineage: Eukaryota; Metazoa; Mollusca; Bivalvia; Venerida; Veneridae. Bases 1 to 1302 code for a protein of 433 amino acids. The transcript has 8 exons. The record is from RefSeq and is a predicted model, not a curated record.
AUGAGAUCUGAUGUCAGUCCCACAAAAAGCAACCAUUCACCAUCUGCAGCACGUAAAGCAAACAAUGAGAAAGAAGGUGAAAUUACAAAGCUUCAGAAGGAAAUCGAAAGAUUGAAGACAGAACUUGAAACUGAGAGGAAGACUGUAAAAGACAAGUCCCAUUUAUUGGAUGACAAAGAGAAACAAAUUAAAGGCCUAAAAAAGGUUAUCGGUGAGAAAGAUGGUAAAUUGAAAGUGGCAGAAGAGGAUGCAGAACAUCUAUCAAAAAGAGUGAAUGAGGAGAAUAUGAAAAGAACAGAUGUUGAAAGACAUUUAAACGAGAAGGAGGAAUUAGUUAUGAUGCAUGAGAGACGAGCACAUGAUAAUUAUGUUGAGAAUCAGCAGCUAAAAGCUAGAGUUAAAGAAUUAGAGAGUGCACAUAAGACCCUUGCAAAGGAAAAGAAUCAGGUUGAACACAAUGCAAAGAAAAGUAUAGAACACUUGGAAGGUUAUUUUAAAGACGAGAAAAGGAAAUAUGAUGACGAGUACAAAAAACUUUUAGCAGAACGAGAUGAUUUAAGAGACCGGUUUAGUAAGCUAGCUGGUAAGAAAUUACAGGAGCAGAAUGCUGAUAUAGCAGACCUCAGUGAUCCAAACAGAGCAAUGAAGCUGUCAGAGAAGUUUGGUCAGUUAUAUGAUGAUGAAUGGACUAAUGCCUUUGAAAGUUUGACCGAUAAGAAGUCAGGCUUACCAUUAAAAGAUGCCAUAAAUGUUCUACUACGCCUUCUUCAAGAAUGUUGGACGUUUUGCAAUAAACUGAUGGCAACACAAAUGGAAAGUUUACAUAGUGUAUUUCUACAUCCUGCUCAGAACUUGGCUAAUUUUGACCAAAAGAAAACUGGACUGACUGACAGACCUAGAAUUACAUCAAAGGACCAGCCAUCACUUAACGAUCUACGUAAAAGGGUUGGAGUAUCACCAUCUGUCAUAGAGGAGGUUAAACAGGCAUUGCUUGCAGACUCUAAAACAUGGGAUAAAAGGGAGAAAAAGGAAUUUGAUAAAAAGCAUAUAGAAGCGUGUACACCUUAUAUACAGAAAUGUGCUGAGAUUUGCUGGCUUAUGGCUCUGCAUGACCCUCCUUUGUUGAUGAAAAUGGAUGUCAAACAAGGCGAGAAGUUUGAUACAAAUAUCUAUACAGUGUACAGCCAGUCUGGACAAUCAAUUGAUUUUUUGGUAUGGCCACCACUUUAUAAUGGUAAAGAUGGUGGACUUCUGUCUAAAGGUGUAGCCGAACCAAUAAGAGUUGUAAGCAAGAAGAAAUGAAUAACUUUUGACUUGUAUUUAGCUGAUGUAGUUUAUGUAUUUUCUGAAAGAUAAGGGAUAGAAUAUAUAUCUAAUUGAUAUCCUUAUACAUUUUUUUUUCUUUGUAGUUUUGCAGAACUUUCUAAAAUUUUGGUUGCACAUUUUGUUUAAAAUCAGGACCAUAAUACAAGUAUAUAAAUAAUUAUACCCCACCACAUAUUUUGGAAACAAUUCAUCAUGCAAGUUUGUCGGUCAGUCAGUCCAUGGGUCCAUUGUUACCACUUUAUAAAUCCAUUACCCUUUUAAACUAGGCUCAAGUUCUCACCUCAUCUUGAACAAUUUUUGCAAUACCAACAAUACCAAUGUGACUGCUGUGUUUGUUCAAGGCCAGUGUCACCCUUAAAUGUCAUCGGUAAAAAAAUCAGACAUUUUAGUGUCUGCUCUAUAAAUCAUGUACCCUUGAAGGAUUUUCUUUAAACUUAGCUCAAGCUCAAGGUCUUAUUGAAGGUCAAAGGUCAGACAAUUUCUGUCCACUUUAUAAACCAGUUGAAGGAUUUUUACUUCAAAUUUAUCUAAAAUGUUAUACUCCACUAGGCAAUGUGCAGAACCUAUGAUACUGCUGUGCAUAUCCAAGGUCAUAUUUACCAUUGAAGGUCGAAAGUUUUACAUUUUGUGUCUGCACUAAAGAUUCUAUCCCUUUCAAAUAAUUUUUUCCAGUCUCAGCUGAAAUGUUUUCUUUUUAUAAUAAUGAUAAAUUCACUGCAUAAUAUCUUCUGUCUUAGAAGUAAGGUGGGGGUAUUUUUCAGUCCUGUGGCAGCUUAGUAAGUAGAUGUCACAUGAAUUGUAUAUUGCUGUAUAUAAUAUAUAUACGAGAGAUGUCCGGAAAGUCAAUAUACUUCUUGAUUUUUUAUUCUAUAACAAUACAUACCUUGUUCAACUUUUGUCAGCAAAAGUAUACAUAUCUAGUGAACAUUAUUGAGCUGUGACUUAAGUUUGUAUUCUAACAGUAGUUACAUACAACAUAUAUACAUCGUCAUGGAGCACUUUGACAACGUCAACGGCGUCAAAUGAAAGUCACGUUUGCCCACUAUUCAAUUUCUUCCGAUUACAACUGCCAUGGUACAUGUCUGGCGUAUACUUAACACAUGUUAUAUUCCUUUGCUAUUACUUUAUGAAUUUCAUAUACUACAAUUUAUUUAAAAACAAAGUUGUCACUGGUUCCCUGGGGCGUCCGUGGCCGAGUGGUUAAGGUCAUUGACUUCAAACCACUUGACCCUCACCACUGUGGGUUUGGAUCCUGACAGGGA